Molecule: messenger RNA, 1083 nt
Organism: Suillus bovinus
Lineage: Eukaryota; Fungi; Basidiomycota; Agaricomycetes; Boletales; Suillaceae
Exons: 4
Coding region: 1-648 (215 amino acids)
Source: RefSeq, a predicted model, not a curated record
AUGAACAUCCCGUCGUUACUUGGUGACGGUAAGGGCAACUAUAGAGUACAUGUUGUGGGCAAUAGUGGUGCGCCCGUCAUUUGCUCGUGGCCUCAUUGCUCAUUGAUUCAUGGGUACCUGGCAGGAGUUGGCAAGUCAACCGUCAGCGCGUACAUUGCCACUAAACUCAAUAUACCACAUAUUUCCGUGGACGCACUUUUUUGGCGACCCGGGUGGGCAACCUCUUCAGAUGACGAGUUCAAGGAAAGAAUUUCUGCUGCAAUGUCACAGAACUCACAAGGAUGGGUCAUCGACGGCAACGGCGGCCGCAGCAACGCGCUCAUCUCGGAUCAUGCAACGGAUGUUAUUUGGCUCGACCCCCCUCUAUGGCUCUACUUGCCGCGAAUGAUUUGGCGUACGCUUCUUCGGCUGUUGAACAUAAUCCCAACCUGCGCGGAAGGGUGCCGCGAAACUUGGGGAGAGGCCCUAUCCACGAAAGGUAUCAUCUGGUACUGCAUUACGCACCAUGGAUAUUGCAGACACAAGUUCGGCGAAAUGCUCGUUCGUAGCUCGAUUGCAAAAGGAGGAAAUAUGAGGCGCCUUAAUGAGUGGGACGGCGAUUUGACGAUGUGGAAGGCUGGACUCGAGGAGAUGCUGCGUACGCACUAAUGAGUAUAUUCGAUUAGCUCAUAAUGACAAGGUUACCAUCAUGAGAUCUUACUCAUUCAUUAUUAAAAAGGGACUGACUUUUGAUUGGCGACUGUUAGCAUUUCGGCUCUCUAUCUUUUGGAAACCAUGUUACCAUUCAAUUGACGUUAUUUAGUAAAGGUUCAAGUUGGACCCCGCUAAAUCUGACUGUGACGGAGGAAGGUAUGAAUAUUUUCUUAUUGUAUCCUCUGCCAACCCUAGCCUGAGUACCCGCGAAUACUGCCAUCUUUUUGAAUUAUGGAGUCCUGCUUCCGCUCCUUACCGGAAUCCAGUGCAACCUAUGAAUUUAGGUUGGUGUCCGUCGUCGCUAGGAUUCGGAGCACCUAGCUCUAGACUCGCAGGACAGUACAGGAUAGAUAUGUGUGAGGACAGUGAACUUUUGACUUUCAAAUGACG